Molecule: messenger RNA, 4253 nt
Organism: Carcharodon carcharias (great white shark)
Lineage: Eukaryota; Metazoa; Chordata; Chondrichthyes; Lamniformes; Lamnidae
Product: transmembrane protein 216-like
Exons: 7
Coding region: 729-995 (88 amino acids)
Biological process (GO): non-motile cilium assembly
Cellular component (GO): ciliary transition zone
Source: RefSeq, a predicted model, not a curated record
UGGGAAAGAAAAACCUGCCGCCAUUAGGGGUGGCAAGUGGUAUGAGUCUUAUAUUCUGUUCAGUAUGAUUUAUAAAACUGAUCACUUUCGGGGGUAGGUUGCAGAGAAACGUUGCUUAUUCUGUUUAAACAGGUUGAAGGUAUCCGUCCAGCGGGGUUACCCGACCUGGGCAUGGUUACCAGGAAGUGACGGAGCGACACUGGAAACCGUUGUUGAGGAAACGCAAAAUGGCGAGAGACAACCUUGCAGUGUGAACCUCGUCAAACAGUAUUGACAGGCAAUUUUACCAUGAGCAGCAGAGCUCUGCCUGGAUUUUGUCUACUUAUAGCAUCCUGCCUGCCUCAGAUCAGCGGACACAGCACAGAUCAAAUCCGGACCUUUCUGGUCUGCCUGACACCAUACCAGAUUAAAUGGUGUGUUUUCAAAUUGAGCAGUUCCUGGAGCAUAUUUGCAAGUUUUUAAUGACUUUUGUCAUCUUUUGCAGGAAAACCUCCUCCAGUUCUCUCCUUGACUUCACUGGAAGUUCUGCUAUUCCUGAACAGCUGGUACUAUGCUGCAUACUUUGUGGCAGAGAUCCUUCUUUUCAUAUACAAAACAUUCUGAGUUUACUGAAAGAAGCCUGGUUACAGUCUCUCUCAUUCUGGGUCGAACAGUAGCAAAGAUAAGUAACUGGCCAUUUUGGUCUGCUCUUGCCAUAUACCUCCGCAAAUCUGGCUUUAGAUCUAGUGAUGCUCUUUCUGUACCUUGGAGUUGAAGUAACAAGAAUAUUUUUUGGUUCCAAGGGGAAUCUGUCCCAGCGUAAGGUGCCUCUCACUAUUAGCCUGGUGCUGCUUGGACCAUCUACAAUAAUGGCUAUUUAUUAUAUGCUACUCCAGACCUACGUUCUGAAGCUGGAAGUGACGAUCAAUGCAAUACUAUUAGUGUUUUACAUCUUUGAGCUGGUUCUGUACACUGUGGGUUUGAUAAGCUUUUCAAGUGCAAUCAUCAGUGGCUGAGAAUCUGAAGAGGGGGAAUGUGCCCUGUAACUGAUGAAAUGUCUCUCUACACUGGCCGCAAAAUAAUUGUAAUACAUUUUAUGCUGUUUUUGUACAUGGUCAUCUUAAGGAUAAUUUGCCAAUAUUUUGUACAGUUAUAUCGUCACUGGAUUGUGGGUCUUUUCUUUUUGCUCAAUUUAUUUCAUAUGUUGUAUUCCCUUUCUUUUGCUCUCUUGUGCCUAACAUCAGCUGUGCAAAGGUGGUUUAGAUGUCAAAUGUACCCUUGAGUCAGGCCUAUUGGGUGUAUGAGGGCAGCCUGGAGCCAGCCUUCAUUCUUGUUCCCCCUUCCUUGUACAGUAAUAUAUUUACUGAAAUGACACUGCACCCACCCUCAUUUGCUCUCUUUUCUUUCAUGUCUUAAGGCAUCGACUCAUGCAGGGCUUAUGACCAAAUAUCUACACUUCAUUUGUAAACCUAGAACAUGAGUGUCAAUAAGUACAAAUGGAGUGUCAGCUGUGGAAAGCAUCAAAGCCAAGUUCUGAUUUCAUCCACAGGCAAAUCUAUACACAUGCACACUUCCUUGAGUGCCAAAAGAUGGUAAUCAAGAAUAAUCCGCUUGAUUCCUCCUUACUAUUCUGAGGACAUUGGCGUCAACUGAAAGGCCCUACAAAAUAUCUUGAUCAAGUACGAUCUGGAAGUUAGAAAAUGUAUUGAGUAUGAACACAAAAAAGACAAAAAAAAAAAAUGUAGUUAGAAGGAAUGCAUUAAAAGAAACUAGUGAAGAUUGAAAUGGAUGGCGUCACAUUGGAACAAGUAGAAAAGUAUGUAUAUUUAAGACAAAUUAUAACAGAAGAUGACAGAUGUGUUGCAGAAGUUAAGAGAAGGAUAGAGAUAACCAGGAGUAAUUUUGUGAAGGUGAAGGGUGUGUUAACUCAAGCUUGUAACAAGGAAAAAAAACCUAUAUUCUAUCCACUUUCCUGUAUGCCUCAGAAACCUGGAUAAUUAAAGAUUUUGGAAGAAAAUAGAAGCCUUUGAAAUGUGGAUGCUAAGACCUAUGCUAGAAAUUCCACAUCAGACCAUAAGAUAAAUGAGCUAACAAGUGACAUCUUGAAAAUAAAAUUUCAGUUUUCAGCCAUUUGAUCAGUACUGAAAAGUUAGAGAUGUCUCCUACAGGAUGAAGUGGAGGGCAGUGGAAAAUAGAUUCAACCUAGGUGUAGUUGGAUGACUGAUAUCAGAGCGGUUGCAGACAAGCUACAGUGGAUGUGUGAGGAUGGCGCAAGACAGAUGAGUGUGACAUACCAUGACAGCAGAUCUCCUGCCAGGAGUAGCUACUGUAUGUAUUUUGGUAAAAUGUAUGUUACCCACAACUGUUAGGGAUUCCAUCUAAUACAUUUUAUUUAAUACACUAGUGGGUCUUACCAUUGCUUAUGGUAAAUCUGAGUAUAUAAUGUUUGAGUAUUAUAUCAGGGAACGCACAAUGUAAUAUAGUGCUACAGGGAAAUGUGUGUAACUUGGUAUUGCUCUUGAGACUUCCUUGAGUGGCCAAAUACCAAGUGACUUUCUACACUUCUUUGUGCCUCUGUUGCUUUCUGAAUUAAUUGAACAUGUCUCCUGCCUCUGGAUGAUCUGGGUUCUUGAUCUAGUUCAAGUUGAAGUCUGCUGUUCUUGCAAAAUGCUGCUUUCAUUUACUGGAUUGGCUGUGUCAGCCCCACACAGGUUUAGUUCUGUGUUCCAGUUUCACUAGUAACUGUAUGGGCUAACAAUCUUUUAACAUUUAAAUCUUUGACCAACAGUGCUUUGCACUGCAAUGACACUAAAACUCCAAUCUCUUUUACACCUGUCCAAAUAGAUAGUUGAGCCACACUUAUAGGUGGUAGUUUCCUUUCCAAAAUAUGAAUGUGGGUACUUAGAAACUGAUCAUAGAAACUUUGAAACUGGAGUAGACCACUUAGUCCCACAAGCCUGUUUUGCCAUUUAGUAAGAUCCUGCUUGAUAUGCAACCUAACUGCAUUUACUUGCCUUUGCCUCAUAUGUCUUAAUGCCUUUGGCUAACAAAAGUCUAUCAAUCUCAGUUUUAAAACUAUCAGUUGAUCUAGGAUAUGGGUGUACCAACAUGAGACUCGCAGAAGUCAUGAUAAUCAAUUAUUUUAUGAUAAAAUAAUCCUUACUUUCCAACAGAAAUACUUGUGAAAACACUUGAGUUAUGUUACUGGCCCAAGUUCCUUCUGCCAUCCAUGGUGGUUUGCUAAUAAUAAAAUGCUUUUAAUCAGUUAUUGUACUCUUUCUUAAAAUUUGGGUUAAGGAUGGACUUGAUUAAAUUAUUUAGGUAAAAGUCAUGGGCUAUAUCAACUGAACUCCCAUUCACUGCUGUUUGAGGCUCACUCUGUCAACUUGAGCACAGUUUUUCUCCUUCCUCUUUUUGCCUGUGUUGAUCAUUUUAAUCAUUAUCAAAUCCUCCUUGUAUCUGUGCCAUUAAUUUUCACCUUCUUUGUCAGCCUAUGUAUUUCAACUUUAUUUCACCAUUAGCUUACUUCCACUAAUGCAACAGUUCUAACUCAGUCAACAUCGUUCUGAACUUCUGUGCUCCUAGUGACUUCUAUUUGCUUAUGAUACCUUUACUGUAAGACUUAUAUAGCCUGUUUGGCCCUGUGGAUGAUAUUUAUCCCAUUUUAGCUGCCGUCAGUUGAUAGGGUUUGGGUUACUCUCAGGAAUUUAACUUGUGUUCACAGCAAGCAGCAAUAAGAACAAGUGUACUAUGCAUUGAAUCAGCACCUUUAUGGCAGAGUUAGUGGGUCUACAAGAAUUACUGUCCUAAUUGUGAUAUCAGCUGAAAUGCAAUAAGUACUACAGAUACAGAUUUGUCCUUUUUUAUGUGAACAGAACUUCUUGUCACAGGCACGUGGUGUGGUUAUAUAGAGAAUCACUUAGGCACAUUCUAAGAUCAUUGGAUUUUUUUGUGGCUGGGAAAUUUUUUUGAAACCAUAAAAUUACUUUUUUAUAUAUCUUUAAAGAGUCUGAUAGAAAUUUGUAUGUAUGACUAGAAACACCUUUGUAUAGUUUACUUGUAUGUAAUAUAUAUCUUCCUAACUCUGCUAACUUGCUUAAUUACAGAAACAUCCUCAUUGUAUUUGUGGAAAGGAGUGUAAUGUUAUACCUAUUAGCAGAUUAUCUUGAAUCUUUAACUUUUGCCAUUUAUAUAUUUAUUAUAUUUAUAUCAGUUUUUUUUUAAACUGUCCUCAUUUAAAGCACUUUCUUAGCAAAAUUAAAGCUUAUUUUUUA